CGUGCUGAUAUAUAAACAUGCAGACGCCUCAACCUUGAUUUUCCACCGCUCUCAGUUCCGGUGAUCGAUCCUCUCCCUCACUUACAAUGUUGUCCAACUCGAUCCCGAGAGUAGCAGGGGGUGCCUCUUCCGUCCUCCUGGCACAUCGCCGGCAGGCGGCUAGCGGCCACGCGCUCCCUGCUGCGGUUUCGGCGCCGUCCCUGUCGAAGUUUCGUCAGCGACGAACGAGCCAUCUCUGCCUCGCCUCCGCCGCCCGUGCUGAAGAGCACGGUUCCUCCCACGGAGAACUGUUCGCUCGCGGCCGUCAUGGCGCUCCUCGCCUCUACCCGAUAUGCGCGAGGAGGACAAGGACGAUGAUCUCAUCCUGUUUAGCAUAUACUGAGAAGAUUUUGGUAGAAGAAAAUGUGAGCAUGCAAAAGAAGGAAAGGGUGGCUAGAAUAAAGAAAGAGCUCCAAGAGCAUCAAUGGUUACCAUCCCCAUACGACACAGCAUGGGUGGCAAUGGUGCCCUCGCAAGGUAUCCCUCAGGCUCCAUGCUUCCCUCAGUGUGUUGAAUGGAUAUUGCAAAACCAACAGGAUAAUGGAUCUUGGGGUAUCAGAAAAUAUGACUCGUCAAACGACAAGUGUAGUCUCUUAUCCACAUUGGCAUGCAUUCUUGCACUUAAGAAAUGGAAUGUUGGUCCCGAGCACAUCAGCAGAGGUAUGAAACAUUGA
Molecule: messenger RNA, 713 nt
Organism: Lolium perenne
Lineage: Eukaryota; Viridiplantae; Streptophyta; Magnoliopsida; Poales; Poaceae
Source: RefSeq, a predicted model, not a curated record